Fusarium verticillioides 7600 is the source of this 1458-nucleotide messenger RNA. RefSeq lists its product as hypothetical. The record is from RefSeq and is a predicted model, not a curated record. Gene Ontology annotation, biological process: transmembrane transport. The coding region runs from base 1 to 1458 and encodes 485 amino acids. The transcript has 4 exons. NCBI's taxonomy places the organism in Eukaryota, Fungi, Ascomycota, Sordariomycetes, Hypocreales, Nectriaceae. Gene Ontology annotation, cellular component: membrane. Gene Ontology annotation, molecular function: transmembrane transporter activity.
AUGUCCAAUGCCCAAGACAAAAAUCAGCCUGAAGCCCUUGAUGUUGAAGAAAAGGGACACUCUGAUCACCUCGAGAAGCAUGACACCCACAUCUUCUCGGCGAUCGAUGAGACCGGUGCACACAAGAAGAUCGAUCCAGCUGAGAUCAAGCUUGUGAAGAAGCUGGAUUGGAUCAUUCUUCCGAUUCUGUGGAUCAUGUACUGGUUCAACUAUCUCGAUCGCAAUGCUAUCACUGUUGCGCGUCUCGAUGGACUCGAGAAAGAGCUCAACCUGACCUCUACUGAGUAUCAGACAUGUGUCUCGAUCCUCUUUGUGGGAUACAUCCUGGGUCAAAUUCCAUCCAACAUGCUCAUGACCCGAAUCCGACCUUCCCUCUACAUGUCGGGCGCCAUGGCUCUCUGGGCCGUCGUCAGCACUCUCACAGCCAUCUGCCACGACUUCAAAGGCCUCGUCCUCACGCGAUUCUUCCUGGGUGUAACCGAAGCCCCUUUCUACCCCGGUGCGCUUUACGUCCUCUCGAUCUUCUACACUAAAAAAGAGAUAGCAACUCGUAUCUCUAUCCUGUUCACAGCCAACAUCUGUGGAACUGCAUUUGCAGGACUAAUCGCGAUUGGCGUGUUUGAGAUGAGCGGUGUUGCGGGUCUGGCUGGAUGGAGAUGGCUUUUUAUCCUCCAGGGAAUCAUCACCUUUGUCAUCUCCCUCGCUUCAGCAUUUGUUCUGCCUGAUGAACCCAGCAAUACCCGCUGGCUCACGGAAGAGGAGAGGAUUUUAGCCCAUGAACGAAUUGCGGCCGAUACUGUACAAAUCCGAACCAACACGACGACUUUUGCUGGACUUAUCGACGCCUGCAAGGAUCCUCGUCUCUGGGUCCUCGUCUUCAUGCAGCACUUUCACAUGGCUGCCAGCAACUUCAAGAACUUCUUCCCCACUAUCGUAGGAACACUUGGUUUCGGCCGCAACACUACGCUUGCUCUUACCUGUCCUCCUUAUAUCGUGUCAGGUAUCGUCUGUAUCGCAUGGGCCGCAAACUCUGGCCGGAUGAACGAAAGAACCUGGCAUAUCACCCUGGCUAAGCUCAUGGCUGUUUUUGGCUUCAUCUUGGCCUGUACGGUCCACAAUACUGGUGCCCGUUACUUCGCAAUGUGUGUCUUUGCCAGCGGAGUCUACGCCUGUAACAGUGUCAUCCUCGGCUGGGUCGCUAGCACAUGCGGCCAGACCCGAGAGAAGAAAGCCAUAUCUCUAGCUUUGGCCAACACGGUUGCCACGCUUGGGCCUAUCUAUACUCCGUAUCUCUGGCCGAGUUCAGAUGAGCCGAUGUAUCCUGUUGCUAUGUCCAGCAGUGCUGCCUUUUCUGCCGCAUCGGCUGUCUUGGCUUGGGUCCUCAGAUGGAUGCUCAUCCGCGAGAAUCGCAAGAUCCGGGCUUCAAACAAUGAAGAGAGGCUCUUCUACGCGUACUAG